AGCUGCAGCUCACUUUCAGGUUUCAACCUCUCAAAUUUGACUCUCAUCAGGAACAUCCAUGCUGGGACGGAGGUUGGCCGCUUCGCUGCAUCAGGCAAAUCGUAGAGGCCCGGCACCGAGGCCCGAUUCUCUACGUUCAAUACACCAAUAUGCGCAUCGUACCGUGCUCGUGCGGUCCUUCAUGCCGGCCUGUUCGCCCUUUGUACGGCAUAACAGUACAAAGCCAGCAGUUGCGCCGGAUGCGCACACAAUACUGCCUAAUGGGCCCGACGCAACGACACCGCUAGCCAAUAUUCCUGAAGACUUGCUUGCACAGCCGCCGCCAUUUACUACUGAAGCUGCUCAGCAAGCGCUUCACUCGAUUGGCACAUUACAAGAGCUGGGCUUGGCCAAGUGGUACACAGCACCGGGCAUCUUGCAGCAGUUGCUAGAGUUUGUGCAUGUUAGCACAGGAUUUGCAUGGGUUGCGAGUAUUGCUGCAGCAACCUUGAUGAUUCGCAUCAGCUUGUUUCCGCUUCUCUUGCGGUCUAUUCGCAAUACAUCCAAGCUUGCACUCAUCAAUCCUCAAGUCAAGGAAGAGAUGGCCAAAUUGACAAAAGCCACCAAAGAAGGCGACAAGAUGGAGGCUGCACGCGCUCAAAUGACUGUACAAAACUUGUUCAAAGAGCACGGCGUCAACCCAUUGAUGGCCAUCAUUCCUGUUUUUGUACAGAUGCCCGUCUUUAUUUUCUUUUACAUGGCACUCAACAAGAUGGUUGCCUUACCUGUGCCCGGUAUGGAGGUUGGCGGUCUCUUUUGGUUCCAGGAUUUGACGGCCGCCGAUCCGACACACAUUCUGCCUGUUGCAACGGCCGCAUUGACGCUCAUCAAUUUCGAGAUUGGUGCUGAAGUUGGUUCGUCGCAAGGCACACAGAUGAAUCCGAUUAUCAAGACCUUAUUCCGUGGUAUGAUGAUGCUUAUGCCGCUCUUCACAUGGAAUUUUCCCGCUGCCAUCUUUGGUUACUGGUUUACCAACUCGGUCUUUUCUCUUUGCCAAGGAUUUGCCUUUAGGAAUGAGGGCAUUCGAAGCAAGCUCAAUCUUCCUCCACUUCCUGCAAAAGUCCUCAAGACUGAUGUUGCAUCGGCUCCAUCGACCCCUGCAGCGCCCGGUAUCGCGGGUGCAGCAAAACGGCUUGAGGGUGGAUUCUGGAAGAACUUCAAUGAAACUGUACAAGGCGUCAAGGAUCUGAAAAUGAGCAUCAACGACAAAGCAGAAGCUGCUGCACAAAAAGCACGCGAUCAGGAAGCAGCAAAACCAAAACAACCAACAAAGUUUGAGGAUAUGGAUGAUACCUUGCAGAAGCGCAAGAUUCGCCAACAGGAGCGGAUCGUACAGACGCGUCGUCGGCGUGGCAAAUUUUGAUCCAUGAUCAACAUCGUCAUCUUCGUA
Protomyces lactucae-debilis is the source of this 1429-nucleotide messenger RNA. RefSeq names its product 60Kd inner membrane protein-domain-containing protein. Gene Ontology annotation, cellular component: mitochondrial inner membrane. Lineage: Eukaryota; Fungi; Ascomycota; Taphrinomycetes; Taphrinales; Protomycetaceae. The coding region runs from base 59 to 1402 and encodes 447 amino acids. The record is from RefSeq and is a predicted model, not a curated record. Gene Ontology annotation, molecular function: membrane insertase activity. The transcript has 2 exons. Gene Ontology annotation, biological process: protein insertion into mitochondrial inner membrane from matrix; mitochondrial respiratory chain complex IV assembly.